GAGUAGUAUAUUCUUUACCGUAAGAAGUGUUCUGUGGUUUAAAUUUUUAAUUAAUAUUUAUUUUUUUAUUUUAAUCAUUCUAUGGUCUGAUAAAACUGAUUAAACAUAUUUUCAAAGUACAGUAAUAAGUUAAAUCGUCAUGAAACGUAAACACAAUGUUUUAGACACUGAAGAAUCUAAGUUAUCGUCUUUACUGUUCAAGCGUUCGAAUAAAUUUGUUGAACAAUUAGAUGAAAAGAAAGAAGAUGAGAAUCUUGAUCAAAAGCCUGCCUGGAUCGACGAAGACGACGAUAACUUUCUCACUAACGCAGUCAUACCUAAAGUGAAAAGCGAUGGACCUUAUUCAUUAAAACUUAAACAAAAGUUUGAGACACUAAUUGGAACACCACAGUGGGCAAAAAUUACAAAAGUUAACUCAGGUGAAGAUGACAGUGAUAUAUUGAAAUCUGUUGGACAUUUAGGAAAACGUACAUCAACAAAGUUUGAAAGAAAGAUUUUGGAAUUUAAAGGAAGCACAAAAAUACAACCACAAAAAGCAAAAAGAGGUUUAUUGGUGCCAAGCAUAGAGUUUCAUCCUAAAGUCAGUGCAGUUUUGUUUGGAGGAAGCACAGGAAUAGUAUCAUUAUAUUCUAUUGGUGAGGAGGAAAACAAGUUGCACAGUUUUAAACUUAAAAAUUGGUUCAUAUCAAGUGCACAGUUCAAUCCUGAUGGGACAGUAGCUUAUAUAUCAUCUAAAAACCAACACAAUUAUUGUAUGUAUGAUAUUGAAAAGGCACAAUCUAUAUUAGUACAAUUUCCUCAAGUUGUCAAAAGACCCCACAUAUUCAAACUGUCACCAGAUGGAAAGUAUUUUGCUGCUACUGAUUGCUUUGAGUUAGUGUUCCUUAUAUGUGCUAAAUCAAGAGAAUUAUUGAGAACAUUAAAAAAUAACACAAAGGUACAAUCAAUUACAUUCAGUAAUGAUUCAAAACAUUUGUACUGCUUCAAUGAGGAAGGUGUGGUUACAGUGUGGGACUUGUUUACAUUCAGAAGUGUAAAGAAGUUCUAUGACAAUGGAUGUGUGACUGCAGCACGGAUUUCAAUGAGCCCCUGUGGACGUUUAUUAGCAACCGGAACUGGCGAAGGCAUUGUUAAUGUUUAUGAAACAGCUGGAAUCACAUCAUAUAAUCCAGUACCUUUAAAAACGAUAUCAAACUUACAGACUAAAAUAACAGAUUUGAAGUUUAAUCCCACUUCUGAAAUAUUGUCUGUGGUAUCCAGUUAUUAUCCCAAUGCUAUAAAAUUGGUCCACAUACCAUCAUAUCAUGUGUUUAGUAAUUUUCCAACUCAGAAUAUGGAUCAAGUUGAAACUGUAAGUUUUUCACCCAACAGUGGCUAUAUGGCGAUUAGUAACAAUAAGAGUUGUGUUAAUAUUUUUAGACUUAAACACUUCAAGAACUAUUAAAUAAGAAACAAUUGAGCCUUUUUUUAUUUCUUAAUGGCCUCUCAUGUCAUAUAUGGCCAUUAGUAACAAUGAGUUGUGUUGAUAUUUUUAGACAAACACUUCAAGAACUAUUAAAUAAGAAACAAUUGA
Molecule: messenger RNA, 1573 nt
Organism: Leptidea sinapis
Lineage: Eukaryota; Metazoa; Arthropoda; Insecta; Lepidoptera; Pieridae
Gene: wcd
Product: U3 small nucleolar RNA-associated protein 18 homolog
Exons: 2
Coding region: 140-1444 (434 amino acids)
Biological process (GO): rRNA processing
Cellular component (GO): Pwp2p-containing subcomplex of 90S preribosome; small-subunit processome
Molecular function (GO): protein binding
Source: RefSeq, a predicted model, not a curated record